Molecule: messenger RNA, 1283 nt
Organism: Carassius carassius (crucian carp)
Lineage: Eukaryota; Metazoa; Chordata; Actinopteri; Cypriniformes; Cyprinidae
Gene: rflna
Product: refilin A
Exons: 4
Coding region: 382-1050 (222 amino acids)
Biological process (GO): negative regulation of bone mineralization involved in bone maturation; skeletal system morphogenesis; negative regulation of chondrocyte development
Cellular component (GO): actin filament bundle
Molecular function (GO): filamin binding
Source: RefSeq, a predicted model, not a curated record
UGUGCGCGCGGCUGCUGCCAGAGACACUUCUGCGCUUCCAGAAGGGCAAGAGACGCACCGAACAGACCGGCGCUAAUGAGCUGGGGACUAUUGUGAGACUUCACAGGUUUUUGGUAUCGUUCUUGCACUUUUAAACUGUUUGCGAGGAAGUCAUCACGUGUUGUGGAUUUUACUUUUUUUCUGAGAUCAUGAACUUAAGUGUUAUGCGCUGAAAUCUUCAUUCACGGAGUUUUAACCGGCGGGAUUUCUAAAUUUAAAGGUAUCUGUUUGGACAACAGGACUCCAUUUGCAUCUCUGAUAUGGGACUUUAGGUUUAUACUUCUCAUAUCGUCUUUCCUGGAGUGAAUUUGGCUGGUUUAAAACAUUUACGCUCUUCCAGAAAUGGUGGGGCAUUUACAUCUGCAAGCUAUGGAUGAGAGUUUGAAAGGAAAGAACCGGGAGGGACUGCUGGAUAGUCCCGAUUCAGGACUCCCUCCAAGCCCCAGUCCACCCUUCUACUCUCUGUCACCAGGGAUCCUCGAGUCACGCUCCGGCAGCUGCUCAACCCCAAAUGAGCUGCAAGGAUACUGCAGAAAGGAGAGCCGGGAAGGCAAACUGCUGCCAUACUUGCUCCUGAACUCUCAAGGUCCAGAUGCAAAGUCACGCAUGUACCCUGUGGUCUAUGGAGAGAGUAUCGAGGUUAACCCCAAACCAGAAAAAGAGAUCAAGUUCAACUCUGCAGUGAAGUACGCUUCAGACAGACACUUCCGUGACCAGGUGUUCUGCGCCCAGGUCCCGACCGCCACAUCCUUCAGCGAGACGGUGGUUGCCGUUCAGAACUGCACGUGGCGCAGCUACAAGUCAGAGGUUCACUUUGAGCCACGUCACAGGCCACUACACUUCCAAAGCACCACCAUCGUGUUCCCCAAACACACCCGGAAUACAUACCGCACCACGCUGAACUACAACGGCAACAGAAACGCAGCCGGGCGCCGGCGGUUUGUGUCCACAGUCAGACUGGAGUCCACCGAGGACGCCAGUCCAUGCAUCAUUUACACAGAAGACCUCUGAGAGACACACAGGAGAGAUGUGUUAUCCUUCCCAAAAUUGGUUAGAGAGCUACAGUGAGAGUACAUGGACUAAAACCCUGAUCCAGCGACGGAGGCUCAGUGAGGGUCAUUUUGUUCUUUUGCUUCCAGUGACAUUGGUACUUGAUGUUGGAGAUGAGCUGAAGUUGAGUGUGUGUUUGUGGUCUUUACAUAUGUUUUACGUGUCAGUAAUGUUUUUAUGUACAUCUGGAGAUU